Metarhizium album ARSEF 1941 is the source of this 2124-nucleotide messenger RNA. RefSeq names its product Diphtheria toxin, translocation domain protein. The transcript has a single exon. Bases 1 to 2124 code for a protein of 707 amino acids. The record is from RefSeq and is a predicted model, not a curated record. NCBI's taxonomy places the organism in Eukaryota, Fungi, Ascomycota, Sordariomycetes, Hypocreales, Clavicipitaceae.
AUGCGCCUCCAUGCCCUAGUGCUCUUCCUCGGUGCGCUUGCCGGCGGCAAUCUCAAAUUGCCAUAUCCAACGGCGUCGCCCAGGGAAGUCGCCCAACUGCCCAUGGCAGAUAAAAGCCCAAGCGGGUUUCUCUUCCGUGGCGAUUCGCGACCUCCUCGGGUCAUAUUCGAGGAAGGCUUUCAUCCCUUUCGCUGCCACUACCUUCUCGAUACGUCAAAGGCAAGAUUUGUCUCACUCACACGGCGAGCCACGUCGGCCAUCUUUUACGCCAACGGCCGUCAUGCAGGUAACAAGGUGCUGACAACGCAAGGCUACGUGUACGUGCUUUCACCCGAAGGCAUGCGCGAUCGCACUGCAUACUGGCUUCCCGACAUAGACAAGGCGAAUGGUUGGAAGUUCGAAUUAGCCGUGGAUGGGAGCAUUCAGCCAGGAGCAAUCGUCGGUGCGUACCGCUUCGACAAUUUAGGAACCGGGAAGCCUACGGUAGAGGAAUGGAUCGCCAAUCCAGAUUAUCAGUAUCCAAAGGAGAGCCCAUUCACUCCAAAAGGCCGGGGGUGCUGGGCCAGGUCCUGCGCAGGCGUAAAACACCUCGCUUCUGUGACAUGUCGUGGCAUCUCCUGUUUCCGUCUGAAGAAAGCGAGGCCAACGGCCGGAGCGUCCCCAGGCCAGGGAGACGGCAAGACAAAUCCCGGAGAGAGUCCUGAGACGAAAGCCGCGCUUUGCAAACGCGGGCUCGCUGACUGCGACGAGCCGGACUCCAAGGUCGCAGGCAACAACCGCGCAAUCGACGAGGGUCGCAAGGCGUCCAAGAAGACAAAGGGAAAAACGGCAAAAGGCGGCGAACUAAUGGUCACGGCAAGGCGGAUGUCUCGAGAGAGCUUCAACCGUCUCCUGAAACAGUUCGAUUACGGCAGCAUGGAAAAGCAGCAAUACUUGUACAGGGAGCUACGUGCACGACUUCCACGGCUGAAAGGCCUAUCGCGACCGCAGAGAAUUGCUAGACUGACUACCAAGGUCGGGGGAAGGGCCAUGGCCGUUGCCGGACUUGGAUUCUACACCCAAGCCGUGAUGGACGUAUUCUCAAGCGACACUGCGAGCUUCUUAGAAAAGGCGGCCGUGGUAACAUCCAUCUUGCCCGUCAUCGGCUGCGUUGUACAGCUUGCAGAUGAUAUGGAACAGGGACGCGUUGACCAAGUCCAAACUGUUUCGUGCCUUGCUCAAGAUAUUCUACUAUUUCCCGUUGCCCUGGCAAUGCAAGUAGUAGGGGGGGUCGGCGCUUGGCUAGAAGCCGAGAAAAAGCGAUACAACUUAUGGGAUACAGGCCACAUGAGGAUGAGGUGUGUAAGCAGAUGGAUGGAAAGCAUACACAGAGUGAUCAACUACCUGAAAUCAGAUGAGUCUGUUGCUAAUAUCACGGCUCACUUCACGGCAUAUCACAUCGCUAUUUUGUACCAGGCCUCGCAGCUAAUGGGCGAUCUCCAUGCUGCGCAAAAGGGUCUCUCGAGAGACGCUGCCACGGCUCCGAGCCCUGAUGCGCCCCUUGAUAUUAGCGCUCAGGUACGACCCGAGCUUACACGCCAAAUAUGUGCGGAAAUAGCAGAGAGCAAACAUCACCUGCGGGCGAUGCUUCAGUCUAGGGCUCUCAACUACGCGGCUGAGUUCCGACAUCAAUGGAUAAAUCACUUCUUGGAUGAGUGGUUCAAAGCAGCCACCAGGCCCUCUAGAUUUCUUUUCUGGACUCUUAACCUCGACUCACCCGCCAAAAAAACUUUUUUGAAAAAUGAAAUUGACAAGGCCAGAAACCUGAAACUGCCUCUACAUGAACAACAAAUCAAGGAUGCCAUCAGUGAGGCAGUUGAGCGGGUUGAAACACCUGCUCCUUGCAAAUGUAUUCACGACAGUGAGGGAAGCAAGUGUGAAUUUGGGAACUGUCAAGUCCUACAACCUCGAGGAAACACCAGGGAUGCAGGAGGAAGAGUAUUCACCGCCAUGGUGCGGUCUAUUGAGAAAGAUGACGGAUUGCAUCUAUCACACGCUUGCCAGGCCCUCUUCAAGCCAUGCCAGGGUCCCGGUUCGACAGGCCAGACCGGCAGGCCCUUGUGGUGCAAGCCGGCACACCGUUAA